Molecule: messenger RNA, 694 nt
Organism: Manduca sexta (tobacco hornworm)
Lineage: Eukaryota; Metazoa; Arthropoda; Insecta; Lepidoptera; Sphingidae
Product: antiviral helicase SKI2-like
Biological process (GO): nuclear-transcribed mRNA catabolic process, 3'-5' exonucleolytic nonsense-mediated decay
Cellular component (GO): Ski complex
Molecular function (GO): ATP binding; RNA helicase activity; nucleic acid binding
Source: RefSeq, a predicted model, not a curated record
AGAGAUAGACAUACCUUUGGAGGAUGAUGAAACUAAUCCCACAAUGUCACGGGCGCCCCUGCCUCCCAGCCUCGCCACUAGAGGCACAACCACACAAAGUCCAUUUUUACCAGCUGGCUUUGAAGAGGAACUGCAAAAGAUUUUGGAAGGAACAAUGCAACAUGCUGACAUUAAAAUUGAUUUGGAUAAUCAUGAGCCUGGCAAAUUUUUGGGUGAAGACAUCUUGACCAUAGCUCCUGGGGCCAAGGAGUGUGUUUUGUUUGCGGAAGAUGGCUUCACUCUCCUGGACCAGGAGGCAGAGGAAAAAGAAAAAGCUGAAAACAAAGAAAACUUUGAUAUCAGCAUUAAAGUUAAUCUUGAAGAAGUCAUUGAAAAUAACACACAUUUAGUGGAUCUCUGGAAGGAUGAUGAAGAAAUUAAAAAAGAGAAACCAGCAAAACCUGUCAAAAAAUUUGAAUUUUCGAGCGACACAUCUGACAAUGACAACUUCCUUGAAGACACAGUGAUCAGACCACCAGUGGAAAUGCCUGAGAUUCCAGUUCUGAACAUCACCUCCUCAGCUGUCAGACCUGGGGUGACAUCCACAGAGUGGGCAGAGAUGAUAGAUGUGUCGCAACCUGUGCCUGAGUUUAAAGAGAAAAUCAAGGAUAUGGCACAUAGCUAUCCAUUUGAAUUGGAUAAUUUCCAAAAACAG